Molecule: messenger RNA, 3978 nt
Organism: Hylaeus anthracinus
Lineage: Eukaryota; Metazoa; Arthropoda; Insecta; Hymenoptera; Colletidae
Product: proton-coupled amino acid transporter 2-like
Exons: 11
Coding region: 236-1717 (493 amino acids)
Biological process (GO): amino acid transmembrane transport
Cellular component (GO): vacuolar membrane
Molecular function (GO): amino acid transmembrane transporter activity
Source: RefSeq, a predicted model, not a curated record
CUCACCCUUCGAAACUUUCACGAAACGAAUCGGCCGACGCUUCUCCGUCGCCUCUCUUUCAAAAGCGACGGACAUCGAUGGAAGUUGGCAAAUCGAGUGAAACGAUUUGCUCGUGAAUCAAUCGUAUCACGUGUUUGCCCAAUUCGCGAAUAACACGAUCGAUUGCGGUGGUGCGAGCGAGUCGAUCGCUUAAUAACAUCAAAAUCGCGAUACAAACGGUUUUCUUUAUACGGCGAUGAUUACUUGGGUCGAAAAUAAGAUGGAACUGCAUAACAGCCCCAAUCUAAAGAAGAGCAGCUUGCGGGGUGACGAAAUGACGCUCAAGGAACCUCACAGAAAUGGCAGCACAUAUGGAGCCUUCCAGUCGAAGGAUCCCAUUUUGGCUGUCGAGAAGGGCAGCGACAUGGAAGGCGGAAGUAACGAGCAUGGGAUUUCCGUCAACCAUCCGACCUCGUAUGUAGAGACAAUGAUGCACCUGUUCAAAGGUAACGUUGGCUCGGGUAUAUUUGCGUUGGGGGAUGCUUACAAGCAUGCUGGACUGCUGCUGGCUCCACCGCUCACGAUCUUCCUUGGGGUCAUUUGUGUUCACGCGCAGCACAUUCUUGUUCAGUGUAACGAGGAGGUGACGCGUCGCGUUAAUGAUCCACAAGCUACGUCUGGAUUCGCUGGUACCGUGGAAAUGUGCUUCGCCACCGGACCUCUUGCACUCCGAAAAUACUCUGUGCUUAUGAGAAAAUUGGUUAAUGUAUUUUUAUGUAUCACGCAACUCGGAUUUUGCUGCGUAUACUUUGUUUUUAUAGCUAAGAAUAUGAAACAGGUGUUGGACGUGUACGGAAUCGACAUGGACGUUCAUCAACAUAUGGCUGUAAUCCUGAUUCCCAUAAUGCUCAGCACGUGGAUAAGGAACCUCAAGUACCUGGUGCCUGUUUCAUCACUGGCGAAUUUUCUAGUUAUCGCUGGCUACGUCGCCACCAUGUAUAUAAUGUGCCACGAUCUACCACCCAUCCAUGAGAGGCGGUACAUAGCCUCUUGGCACGACCUGCCUCUAUUCUUUGGCACUGUGAUAUAUUCUUUCGAGGGUAUCACGCUGGUUUUACCCCUGAAGAAUGAAAUGAAGAAACCAAGUAAUUUCAAUAAGCCACUCGGUGUUCUAAAUGUCGGAAUGGUCAUUGUGGGAACAAUGUUCGUUGCGAUGGGUUUCAUAUCAUAUUUAAAGUACGGCGAUUUAGUGGCUGGAUCUGUUACGUUAAAUCUCGAAUCGUCGGAAGUGGUGGAUGGGAAAAACGUCGUCGAGCAUUCAAGUUUACCGCAGUGUAUAAAAGUUGCCAUCUCGUUGAGUAUAUUACUCACGUAUGCACUCCAAUUUUACGUUCCCGUUGCGAUUAUUUGGCCGGGGAUCGUCGACCAAUUUGGCCCUUUCAAGUGGCCAGUUCUAUCAGAGACUGUUUUCCGCUCAGCGUUAUGCUUCCUCACAUUUAUCCUAGCAGAGGCGAUACCUCAAUUGGGCCUGUUCAUAUCCUUGGUGGGCGCAGUGAGCAGCACCGCACUCGCGCUCAUAUUCCCGCCGAUUAUCGAGAUGGUUGUCUGUUGGCAGAACGCGACGUUAGGGCUCUUCACGAUAUCGAAAGACAUUAUCAUAGUAUUGAUUGGUCUUCUCGGUUUCGCGACCGGAACGUACGAGAGCCUCACCUCGAUCAUUCAGGCGUUUAGCAAGUAAUUUAGCUGCCUGUUGUACAUAUCGUUGUUUAUUGUACUCAUACACACGCGACAUCAACGGAUCAUGACAUCUACGCGAACAUCAUAGCCAACGAUUGCUGGAAGAGCCGGGGUUUUCAUAUUAUUUCCUGGAUCAUUAUUAUUUAUUAAUUCGAUUCUUCAGUUUCAAUCAGCGCAAACGGAUUACACGCCCUGUUAAUAUUUUAAUCCGUAUUUCUUGUAAUUUUUUCCUACACGCCUUUUACCGUUUACUUUAAAAUUCCAAAUUUUAUAGAAAUUUAAAUCUCGAAUUGUUAGCGAAAUCCUUGAUCAACUUCCGAGUGAUUUUUGUCUAUCAACUUUUAACGAUAUUCUAAAUUUACAAGAUAAUUGUCUUUUAUGAUUUGUCUACUUUAAAAUUCAAAAUUGUAUAGGAAUUAAAAUCUCGAACUGUUAUAGGAAUCCUUCACCAUCUUCCGAGUAAUUUUCUCGUCACCUAUUCAGCAAUAUUCUGAACUUACAAGACAGUUGUCUUUCGCGAUUUGUUUACAUACAUAUAAAUUCAAAAUUGUAUGGGAAUUAAAAUCUCGAAUUUUUAGAGGAAUUGCUGGUAUCAAUUCGAAUAUUCCCACGUGUUAUUAUUAAUAUCGAAUAGCGCUCGUUUUCGAGCGACGUGUUAAUUAGUGUUUAAUUGUAGAAAUAUGUUCAUUCGUAUCUGAAAGAAACCGCGAAGCGAUCGAUAGGAAGAUUCCAAGGUUGAUAACGGCAAUCGGAUUACCAUGCAUGUCGCGUUGCACGCGUAAGUAACAUCAUAGCCCAUAAAGAGAUUGAUAGUGUUAGUUGUUUGUGUCCUGAAUACGACGUAAAGCUAGCCGUAAGAAUUAAUGCCGUAGAUUCGUAGUAGAACUAUUCGAUAUUAAGAUAUUACAGAUAUAUUCUACGUAAAAGUAAAAAAACUGACUGUAAUUACCGUGAUACGUAGGUCGUACAAAUUAAAGGAAACCAAUGGAACCAGACAAUAACGCUGACCACUUUUUGUAAUCGUUGUAAAUUUGUAAUCGUACUCGACGAUCGUGUGAUAUAAAAGACAAAAAAUGUAGAUUUUACUGGAGACGUGCAAGUGAGUUACGAAUAGAUAGGAUCAAGUUUGCGGAAUGUUUUAUAGCUUUCCGAAGGCUCGAGAUCGUGUUCUUUUCGGGGGUGCAUCGAUUGUGACACUUUUACGUUGUAGCUGUGAGAAAAUGAUCAUUGUAUCGUAGUUGUGUUAGGGCGACCAGCGAUUCGAUUUCAUAAUUCGAGACGAAGAAAUAUAUAUAUUUUUUAUAAAUACAUCUUUGGUACAGUCUUUUUUUUUUAUGAGAACAACUCUGAUCUGAACACGAAAAGAAUACAGGUUGGUCACCCUGAAUCACAAUGAAUUAUUAAUUAAUAUUGAUAUACGCGUCGAACAAUGUUAUCGUUACGGAAAUCGCUUCAUCGUAAGGCCACCAAAUUUUAUUAUGCAGCUAUCUCUCGAUUUACACGGAAGAUCAUGGCUUUUUUUUUUAUAAAAAACUAUAUAAAUCGAAAGGAAGAGAAAGUGUGUAUAACUUAAAGUAGAAGAAAGUAAGAUAUAAACAAGAAAUAAAAAGAUAAUUCAUUCAUGAAAUGAGAAUAGUAUAAAGGUACAGCUCUUUUCACUUGUUUUUUUAUAAUGCAAACACUCAAUUCAAUUAUAAAAAUGUUACAUAAAUUAUAAUUAUUAAACAUAAAGUUUUAAAAAUUUUCGAUUAAAAAGCACAACUUUGAAUUCAUUUAGUGAUAACAAACAGAAAUUGUUCGCAAUUCGUCAGUACCUAUUGAUAAAUGGUACUGAAGAAUAAUUGAACAAGUACAUGAGUAGCAUAACUUUCUGGGUUUACAGAAUGUUUUUAUAAAUCCGUUAUUUUGAAAACUAUAUAAAAAAAGGUAUCGUGUAAAUCGUGGGUUAGGUGUACUCACGAAAGUACUUGCGAUGCGAAUUCUUUUCAUAGCGAAUAAACACCUUAAGCGGGAGGUGAAUCGUAUCUGUAAGUAACUGAUGUAACAUCGAUUUAAUUGUACAUUUUAUUUAUUUUUUUUUGUUUCGCAGUAUAUGGUCAAUAUUUAUAAAAAGAAAAAGAAGAAAACGACGAGAAAUUGAAUAUUGUUUGAUUGCACGUUAUCAUGGAUCGAUGAACCUAUUAUACUUUAAUACCGAACUUUUUCUAUGUGUAUAGAUAUAUAGUGUCACUGAAAACGUGAUGAAAACAUGUUUUUUUUUUU